Telopea speciosissima is the source of this 1156-nucleotide messenger RNA. Its product is annotated as probable prolyl 4-hydroxylase 9. The coding region runs from base 223 to 1086 and encodes 287 amino acids. The transcript has 8 exons. Lineage: Eukaryota; Viridiplantae; Streptophyta; Magnoliopsida; Proteales; Proteaceae. Gene Ontology annotation, biological process: peptidyl-proline hydroxylation to 4-hydroxy-L-proline. Gene Ontology annotation, molecular function: L-ascorbic acid binding; procollagen-proline 4-dioxygenase activity; iron ion binding. Gene Ontology annotation, cellular component: endoplasmic reticulum. The record is from RefSeq and is a predicted model, not a curated record.
AGAGAGGUUCAAGAUCAUUUCCAUUACACGAGCAAGAGAAAUCAUCCGCCGUUUCAGUCUUCUUCUGCAGAAAUUUCUACUGGUUUUCUGAUUAUGAACAUUCUCUAGAAGAACUACCGGCAACAAAGAUUAAGAAGAAAAGCAGUGGAGCUUCUAUUGAGACGAGCUUUGAAAAUAGAGGCAAAGAAGGAGCAGAGCAUUAUUUGUUCUGCGGAUUUAGAGAUGAAAACCAAGAAUAAAGGAGUCUGGACUCCCACAACGAAGCUAGGUCUGCCAGCUGUCUUCCUCUCAUGCAUCGUUUUCUUCCUUGCUGGAUUUUUUGGUUCCAUGCUCCUCUCUCAGGAUAUCUCUAGCGUCCGGACGAAUCCGAGGUUACUUGAAUCAGUCGACGAGGAGACAGGGGACAUUCCGAUGCCGCAAGGAGAGACUGGAGAAAGUUCGAUUGCCUCUAUACCCUAUCAGGUUUUAAGCUGGAAGCCUCGAGCACUAUAUUUUCCUAAAUUUGCAACUGCAGAACAAUGCCAAAGCAUAAUAAAAAUGGCAAAAUCUAAGCUUAGACCAUCAACCUUAGCUUUGCGGAAAGGAGAAACUGCGGAGAACACCAAGGGAAUUAGGACAAGUUCAGGCACAUUUAUCAGUGCAUCAAACGACAAAACUGGAAUCUUGGACAUCAUUGAGCAGAAGAUUGCAAGGGUUACAAUGAUUCCAAAGAGCCAUGGAGAGGCAUUUAAUGUCCUACGUUACGAGAUUGGACAGAGGUAUAAUUCUCACUACGAUGCGUUCAACCCAGCUGAAUAUGGCCCACAAAAAAGUCAAAGGAUUGCUUCCUUUUUGUUGUAUCUCUCUGAUGUGAAAGAAGGUGGGGAAACCAUGUUUCCUUUUGAGAAUGGUUUUAUGGACUUCAACUAUGACUACAAAGAGUGCAUUGGUUUGAUGGUGAGGCCACGUCAAGGGGAUGGACUUCUGUUUUACUCAUUGUAUCCGAAUGGUACUACUGACCCGACAUCACUUCAUGGUAGCUGUCCAGUAAUUGAAGGGGAAAAAUGGGUGGCAACAAAGUGGAUCAGAAAUCAAGAACAAGAAUAAUGUGUGUACAUUUGGUAGGCACUUUGAUUUUUACCCCCCCCCCCCCAAAUAAUGUAUUUCGCUUACCUUU